UCCGGCCGCUGUGCUCCGGGCCAGCUCCCCCGACCCCAAGCCUGGGAGGCGACCCCCGUGCGCCCCGGGUUCAAAGGCCCCGCAGCUCCAGCCCCUCCGGGGGGCGGGGAGGCGAGGGGGGUGGUGCGGGAGCCAGAAAAGCCUGAGUCCACAGCCGGCCAGCCCUGUGCUGGGAUGGGCAGCGCGCUCUGAAACUUUGUGACCGCCGCAGCCAACUUGUGGCUGGAGCUGGGGACGCAGCGAGCUAGCGGCCGUCCUCGAACCCCACAACUGGAGGGCGAGGCCAGCUGUGCCCGGUCCCGGUGCCCUUUCGCGGCCAGGAGCGGCCGCCCUCCCGGCCCGGAGCUCCCGCGCCUGAUCAGGGUUCAUGGAGCCCGGGCUGUGGCUCCUUUUCGGGCUCACGGUGACCUCUGCCGCCGCCGCAGGAUUCGUGCCCCCCCAGCCUGGGGACGCUGGCAGGAGCGGCGUGCUCCAGGUACCUCCUGCAGCCACAUCUGAGGGGGACCUUGAAGAGACUCGGGCUGGCCUCAGAGGCUGGACUGUGGCUCCUGUCAUAGCAGUGCAGGGUCCAAGCCCGGGGCAGGAGCAGGAACCAAGUCAGGCCAGGGAGCAGGAGGCUGAGGAGGGCCCCGAGCACCACCGAUCCAGGCGCUGCACGUGCUUCACCUACAAGGACAAGGAGUGCGUCUACUACUGCCACCUGGACAUCAUCUGGAUCAACACUCCUGAACAGACCGUGCCCUAUGGACUGUCCAACUACAGAGGAAGCUUCCGGGGCAAAAGGUCCGUGGGGCCGUUGUGGGGGAGCUGGCAGCCGUCGAAGCAGACGCCCCUGCGCUGUGCUUGUGUGGGGAGAGAUGACAAGGCCUGCGUACACUUCUGCAGCCAAACCCUGGACAUCAGCAGCCAUUCGAGGACAGCAGAGAGACCAGACAAAGAAGAGGAAGAGAAGGCGAGAGGUGCCACCAGAGGCCCGAGACAGAGGAGGGAAGAUGUGACGCAUCGUUCCUCCAGGGAGAGGAAGCUGCCUCCAGCCUUUGCUUGUGAGAACCAGAGAUGGGGCCCGGCCUCGGGAGGUGCCACCCUUUCCACACCCUCCCAGUCAGAGGGGUGAAGUCAAGGACAGACCAAGCAAGUAGGCUUUAGACCUGCACCAUCCAAAGCUCAUGCCCAGCAGUGGACGUCACUGUCGCUCACCUGCCCGCCCAGCUGCCUUUCUGGAAGGAGCCCCGUCGGAGAACCGGCCUGCAGCAUCCUGUUCUCGGGAGGCUUCAGGGAUUGCUUGUACACAGUCCAAAUGUCCACCUCUUUUGGGACAAGGAGUGAAUUUGCCUGGGGCAGAAAACCCACCCAUAGAGUCUCCAUUUAACAAUACCCCCCUACUCCAAGCAUGUCCAAAUCCAAAUGCCCCCAGUUUCCCUGAUGGGUAAAAUGGUCCCAGGUGUGCCCUGGGGCAUGAUGCCCACGGCUCCGGUUACACGCAGAAAAUGGUUUUUGGAGAGGCAUGGCAAGUUGGAAAGCCGCUUACUGGCUUUUGACGUGACUUCUCUUACAGAAUAAGUGGACUCCAAGCUAACUCUUUGCAAAUGUAAACACGCGUCCGUCUUGUGACAGGAGCAAAAUGCCCGUGUGGCAGGAGCACGCCGGCCUCCCGGUCCCGACCGGGAUAGGCGCGCGGUGCGGGUUGGUGGGGCUGCGAGGCGCCCGCUUCAGACAGGGGUCCUAGCUGUGCAGUUUAUGAGUUUGAAGCUUGUAGGAUUUAGGCAGAGAAAUUUUCAGCUGUGCUUUGUACCCACCAAAAGAAUGUAUCUCAAAUAAAUAAAUAAAGGAAGAAGAAAAAGAAAAAAAGAAACCUUGAUGUUUGUGACAAGAAAAAGAGACAGUUAAUAUCUGCUGGCUUUGAACUCCGGGGCGUGCAUGCAACGCAGAGCUCGUUCUUGGAAACUUGACCUUUCGUGUCCUCUGUAGACACCUGGCCUGUGCACUCUGGCGUUCUGAGGCCUCGUUCGCAGGAGCCGGCUGUACAGGCAGCCCCAGCUCAAGGCUAUUAGGUUGAAUAUUUGCUCUCAUGAAUAAAUGUGGAUCUUUGGGGAAUGGCUGCAAAAUGAGCCACGAACACAAAUUCUUUGUAAAUUAUGUAAAUUCCUAUUUAUCUAUAUAAUUGGCAACAACUGGGAAUUGUAACGCCUGACAGUUCAAAAUCUCUUUCAGCUGCGCUCUUCCUGCCUGGCGUGUGGACAUGUGACUCUGCCGUGGAAGGUCGCCUGUGUGGGGGCGCAGCUGCCCGCCCCCCCCCCACCUGGCCGCAGAGAGGGGCCGGCGUGCCCAGGCACCGCACGGAGAAGUUGAAGACCGUGUACGGCGGAAUGUUGGCCUUGACCGAGUGUUAAAUUCUCUAUGAGUAUUUCAUAAAUUAUUGCAAGUGCAAAAGUGAGUAUCCAUCAAGAGGAAACGAGAGCGACGGAUUUGCUGGCAGGAGUUUGUACAUUUAGAGAAGCGAUUAUUUAUUAUGAAACUAAUCUCUGCUUCGACUCCUUUAUGUGGAUUGGCUCAAGGGAAAGUCACUGUGUAUAUAUAGAUAGACAGGUUUUAAACUGCGUUCUCGAUCCACCCUCGUAUUUCUUAGCGCUUGGAUCACCUUUCUGAGAUGCACGUGUGCUGUUCGGCACUGCGGCAAGGUGGCCUGUCGGAGAGACAUUCAUCGACUGUGCCAGUGCUCAGAAAAUACUAACUGGCAAAUGCAUAAUA
Molecule: messenger RNA, 2748 nt
Organism: Microcebus murinus (gray mouse lemur)
Lineage: Eukaryota; Metazoa; Chordata; Mammalia; Primates; Cheirogaleidae
Source: RefSeq, a predicted model, not a curated record